Messenger RNA from Sinocyclocheilus grahami, 3122 nucleotides. It is a transcript of the gene appa, whose product is annotated as amyloid beta (A4) precursor protein a. Bases 156 to 2396 code for a protein of 746 amino acids. Gene Ontology annotation, cellular component: cell surface; membrane raft; plasma membrane. The record is from RefSeq and is a predicted model, not a curated record. The transcript is spliced from 17 exons. NCBI's taxonomy places the organism in Eukaryota, Metazoa, Chordata, Actinopteri, Cypriniformes, Cyprinidae. Gene Ontology annotation, biological process: axonogenesis; central nervous system development. Gene Ontology annotation, molecular function: signaling receptor activator activity; transition metal ion binding; signaling receptor binding.
AUUCCCUCGCCGUCCGGUCAGCUGACUCGCCAUCGCAGGCGCAUCGCAUUCUUCUCAGCGCUGACACGAUUCACACACCGACAUUUUACACCAAACGGAUAUUUACUCGAUACAGACCAGCGCUAUUUGUCAGAAGAACGGAGAAGAGGAGCAGAAUGGGGUGUCGAGAGGUUUUCAUAUUACUGAUGGCCGCGACAUCGACGAUCGCUGCUGAGGUGCCGUCAGACUCUGAUACGGGACUGCUGGCUGAGCCACAGGUCGCCAUGUUCUGCGGGAAACUCAACAUGCACAUCAACAUUCAGACCGGAAAAUGGGAACCUGAUCCGUCCGGAACCAAGAGCUGCAUUGGGACAAAAGAGGGAAUCCUGCAGUACUGCCAGGAGGUGUAUCCAGGGCUUCAGAUCACAAACGUCGUGGAGGCCAAUCAGCCUGUCAGUAUCUGGGACUGGUGUAAGAAGGGCCGUAAGCAGUGCCGCAGUCAUAUGCACAUCGUGGUGCCGUACCGCUGCCUGGUCGGUGAGUUUGUGAGUGAUGCUCUGCUGGUUCCUGAUAAGUGUAAAUUCCUGCACCAGGAGCGCAUGGACAUGUGUGAGAGUCACCUGCACUGGCACACCGUCGCCAAAGAGUCUUGCGGCGACCGCAGCAUGAAUCUCCAUGACUACGGGAUGCUGUUGCCAUGCGGUAUUGACCGUUUCCGUGGCGUCGAGUUUGUUUGCUGCCCUGCAGAAGCGGAGAAAGAGUCAGAUAGCGCAGUCGUGGAGGAGGAUGAUUCAGACGUGUGGUGGGGAGGAGCAGAGACUGACUACAGCGAGAACAGCAUGACGCGAGACGCAGGAUCCAAACCCGCUGUGGUGGAGAAUGAUGAGGAUCCAGACGAGGAAGAGGAGGAGGUUCUGGACAAUGAUCAGGACGGAGACGGAGACGAGAAUGAGAAAGAGGUCGAGGACGACAAGAUUGUGGACGAGCGCAGCGACAGCAGCCAGAGCACCAGCAUCGCCAUGACGACCACUACCACCACCACCACAGAGUCAGUAGAGGAGGUGGUGAGAGAGGUGUGUUUUGCGAGUGCAGAGACGGGCCCCUGUAGGGCCAUGUUGCCCCGCUGGUAUUUUGUGCGUGAGGAGGGCCGCUGUGCUCCCUUCAUCUACGGAGGCUGCGGAGGAAAUCGCAAUAACUUUGAGUCGGAGGAGUACUGUCUGUCUGUCUGCAGCAGCGUGUUGCCAACUCCCUCCUCUAGUUCUCCGGACGCAAUGGACCAAUACCUGGAGACGCCAGCAGACGAGAACGAACACGUGCACUUCCUGAAGGCCAAAGAGAGCCUGGAGGCCAAACACCGCGAGCGCAUGUCUCAGGUGAUGAGAGAAUGGGAAGAGGCCGAGAGACAGGCGAAGAGCUUACCGCACAAUGACAAAAAGGCCGUGAUCCAGCACUUCCAGGAGAAGGUGGAAGCUCUGGAGCAGGAGGCGGCCAGCGAGCGGCAGCAGCUGGUGGAGACGCACAUGGCGCGUGUGGAGGCACUGCUGAACGACCGCCGGCGCAUCGCUCUGGAGAGCUACCUGUCUGCCCUGCAGGCCGAUCCGCCCCGGCCACGGCACGUGUUCAGCCUGCUGAAGAAGUAUGUUCGCGCUGAGCAGAAGGACCGACAGCACACACUCAAACACUUUGAACACGUGCGCAUGGUCGAUCCUAAGAAAGCUGCUCAGAUCCGGCCUCAGGUGCUGACCCAUUUGCGUGUGAUUGAGGAGCGGAUGAAUCAGUCUCUCGGGCUGCUGUUCAAGGUCCCGGGAGUCGCUGAAGAUAUUCAGGACCAAGUCGAGCUGUUGCAGCACGAGCAGCAGGAAAUGUCCGCACAGCUGGCGAACCUGCAGAGCGACGUGCGGGUGAGUUACGGUAACGAUGCCCUGAUGCCCGACAGCACCGGCAGCCUGGACGUGCUGCCUGCUGAAGACACGCAGGGAUUCGGCUUCAUCCACCCCGAGAGCUUCAACCAGCCCAACACACAGAACCAGGUUGAGCCGGUCGAUGCGCGACCCAUUCCAGACCGAGGCCUGCCGAUACGACCAGUGUCUGGACUGAAGCCUGAUGAUGUUCCUGAGUUGCGGAUGGAAGCUGAAGAAAGACACAGUGAAGUUUACCAUCAGAAACUGGUUUUCUUCGCAGAGGACGUCAGCUCCAAUAAGGGAGCUAUUAUUGGCCUGAUGGUCGGAGGUGUUGUCAUAGCAACCAUCAUCGUCAUCACCCUGGUGAUGCUGAGGAAGAAGCAGUACACGUCCAUCCACCAUGGAAUCAUUGAGGUGGACGCUGCUGUGACCCCGGAAGAACGUCACCUGUCUAAGAUGCAGCAGAACGGCUAUGAAAACCCAACAUACAAGUUCUUCGAGCAGAUUCACAACUGAUGGUGUGCCUCCCCGUACCUCCUCCUCAUCUGCAGACGGUGCAGGAGACACCAGCCCAACCUCACCGCUCAUUAACAUCAUGCUUCCUAUUGGCUAGUUUACAUGUCAAUCAAACAUCACCUACCAUUGGCUUGACGAAGAUGAACUUUGUCAGUUUCAAAUUGUUGAAGAGGCAGUUUCAAACAGAAUGCACAAAAGAUUCAAUUCAAUUUGGUUCAAAAGAUAGAGAUUCAAUACAAAUUGAACGCAUAAUUCAAAUUUAGUUUUAAAUUCACUACAGAUUUUUCCACUAUGAGCUCCCAUUGGCUGGACAAAUGUGAACAGGAGUUUAAUGCUGUUGGGGUCAGUUUCAAGUUCAAGUAUGAAGUCAAUCAUGUCAAAUUCAAUCCAUAGUUCUGAAUUCACUCCAGAAAAUUUAGUUUCAAAAUGAAUUGAGAUUCAAUUCAAAUCACAAAUCAAACUCAUAAUUCAAAUUUUGUUUUCAAUUCACUGCAGAUUUUUCAACUCUAACCUUGCAUUGGCUGGACGAACAAGAACAUGGUCAGAUUAAUACUGUUAGGCUCAAUCUUGAGUUUCAGUUUCAAAAUGAAUGCACAAUUCAAAUUCAAAUCACAAAUAUAUUUCAAAUUCAUAUCACAAAUCAAAGUGAAUCCAUAAUUCGAAUUCAAGUCACAAAUUAAAUUGAACACAUAAUUCAAAUUAAAAUUAAAAAUCUAAUUGAAUGCA